Lingula anatina is the source of this 822-nucleotide messenger RNA. RefSeq names its product aminopeptidase B. The record is from RefSeq and is a predicted model, not a curated record. Gene Ontology annotation, biological process: proteolysis. NCBI's taxonomy places the organism in Eukaryota, Metazoa, Brachiopoda, Lingulata, Lingulida, Lingulidae. Gene Ontology annotation, molecular function: zinc ion binding; metalloaminopeptidase activity.
AUGAUUUUUCCAGAAACUUAUGAAGGUGGCAAGAAAUUUGUUUUGAAGAUUGACUAUGUAUCAACAGGUGGCCCUGGAGUGUGUUGGCUGGAUCCAGCCCAAACUGCAGGCAAGGUGAAGCCAUACAUGUACACUCAAGGUCAGGCCUCAUGCAACAGGUCAUUCUUUCCUUGCCAGGACACUCCUGCUGUCAAAUGUCCAUAUUCAGCCACUGUCAAGGUGCCAAAGGGUUUCACUGCAGUAAUGAGUGCCAGUGAGUCCAGAAAGGAGGCUACAGCAGAAGAUGACCAUGAGACAUUUUUCUUCAGUCUCCAGCAGCCAGUCCAGUCCUACCUUGUUGCUCUGGCUGUGGGUGACCUGGCCAGUGCCGAGAUUGGACCACGUAGUCGUGUGUGGACAGAGCCCUCUAUGCUGGAAAAAGCAAAAAAUGAAUUUGAUGGAGAAGUGGAAAUUUUUCUCAGCAAAGGGGAGGAGUUGUUUGGACCAUAUCAGUGGGGAAGAUAUGACCUGCUUGUUAUGCCGCCAUCUUUCCCAUAUGGAGGAAUGGAGAACCCUUGCCUAACAUUUGUAACCCCCUGUUUACUAGUUGGAGACAAAUCACUGACUGAUGUUGUCAUUCAUGAGAUAUCCCACAGUUGGUUUGGAAAUCUUGUUACCAAUGCCAAUUGGGGAGAGUUCUGGUUGAAUGAGGGUUUCACCAUGUUUGCUCAGAGGAGGAUUAUGGAGGAAUUGCCAGGUCUGGGGAAAGCUUACACCUGUCUUGAAGCUACCACAGGGCUGGCAUUGCUACGGCAACACAUGGAUGACACUGGAGAGGACCAU